Messenger RNA from Oppiella nova, 2699 nucleotides. The record is from the annotation of a GenBank genome assembly. NCBI's taxonomy places the organism in Eukaryota, Metazoa, Arthropoda, Arachnida, Sarcoptiformes, Oppiidae.
AUUACAAAAGCUUAACAAACUUUUGUAUUGAAAUUAAAAUUAGUUUUACUGUUUUUAUACUGACCACGAUGCGUUUCUACUUGGUAGCAUUGCUCGCGGUGAGCGCUACGUUGUAUGUGGCUGAUGCCGGUCUACCAGACGUACUGAUCGAGAGGGCCCGGGCUAUAAUCGCCAAGGCCGAGGCCGACCUUAAGAUCAUUCAUGGCCAGGGCUACCAGCACCUGACCCGCCAGGUUCAGGCCGAGAUCGAGAAGGUCCGGCAGCUCGAGAUCGAGCUCCAGAAGCUGGAGAAGACCAAGGAGGUCGACCCGGCCAAGGAACUGGAGAUCGAGAAUCGGCUACUGGCCCACGAGAACACCCUGAUCCUCGAGAUCCUGAAGGUCCAGCAGAUUAUCCAGGAGGAGGUACGGGGUAAAACUGCAGAGGCACUUAUCGCCCACGCCCAGGGUCUUAUAGCGCACGCUGAGGCUGAUCUUAAGCGGCACAAGGAGUCCGGUCAUGUGGUCGCCGAAAUCGAGUCCGAGAUACUGGCGCUCCACCGACUGGUCCGAGAGUUGGAGACCCUGGAAAAGGGUAAACACGUGCCCCCGGAACAGGUGUUCCACAUCGAGAUCCGUAUGCUGCACCACGAGAAUAGGCUCGAGGUGGAGGUGCUCCGAUUGGACCAUGAGCACAAGUCGCUGACCCCCAAACUGCCCGACAUACUCAUCAAGAGAGCUCAGGCUAUCAUACUGAGGGCCGAGAUCGACAUCCAUCACCACAAGGGAAAGGGACGUCUGACGCACCUGAUGGAGGAGGAGGUCAAGAAGGUUAGGCAAACGGAAAUGGAGCUGUUGCUGUUGGAGCACGACAAGCACCUGGACACCGAGCUAGCGUACCACGUGGAAAUGGCCUUGCUGCAACACGAGUACUUCCUGAUCGAGGAGUCCCUGCGUCUGGAGCUCGAGCCCGUCCACAAGCCAGCCGCACGUGUAGGUGACCUCCCGGAGGAGCUCAUCAAGCGGGCCCGGGCUAUCCUAAUCCAGGCCGAGCACGACCUACAGUUCAUCCACGGCCAGGGCUACGAGCACCUGACCCGCGAGGUUCGCUCGGAGAUCGAAAAGGUUCGCCAAUUCGAGAAGGAGCUCCAGAAGCUCGACCAGUCCAAGCAUAUCGACCCCGAGAAGCAACUGGAGCUGGAGAACCGGCUACUGGCCCACGAAAAUACACUGAUCCUCGAGAUCCUGAAGGUGGAGCAGAUUAUCCAGGAGGAGGUUCGCGGCAAAACGGCCGAGGCACUUAUCGCCCACGCCCAGGGUCUUAUAGCCCACGCUGAGGCUGAUCUCAAGCGGCACAAGGAGUCCGGACACGUGGUCGAGGCUCUCGAGCACGAGAUUAAGGCACUCCACUCGCUGGUCAAGGAGUUGGAGACCCUGGAAAAGGGUAAACACGUGCCCCCGGAACGGGUGUUCCACGUGGAGAUCCGUAUGCUGUACCACGAGAAUAGACUGGAGCUGGAGGUGCUCCGAUUGGACCAAGAGCACAAGUCGCUGACCCCCAAACUGCCCGACAUACUCAUCAAGAGAGCCCAGGCUAUCAUACUGAGAGCCGAGAUCGACAUCCAUCGCCAUAAGGGAAAGGGACGUCUGACUCAUCUGAUGGAGGAGGAGGUCCAUAAGGUCCGGGCGAUCGAGAUGGAGCUGUUGUUGCUGGAGCACGACAAGCACCUGGACACCAAAAAGGGAUUCGAGACGGAAAUGGCCUUGCUACAGCACGAGUACUUCCUGAUCGAGGAGUCCCUGCGCCUGGAGCUCGAGCCCGUGCCCGCCCCCGGCGGUGCCCGCGUAGCCGGACUACCGGACGUACUCAUCCAGAGAGCCCGGGCUAUCAUCGCCAAAGCGGAACAGGAUCUACAGUUCAUCCACGGCCAGGGCUACGCGCACCUGACCCGCGAGGUUCAGGCCGAGGUCCAGAAGGUCCGCGAGUUGGAGAAGGAGCUCAUCGCCAUGGAUCAGUCCAAGCACGUCGACCCGGCAAAGGAACUGGAGCUGGAGAACCGGCUACUGGCCCACGAGAACACCCUGAUCCUCGAGAUCCUGAAGGUCGAGCAGAUCAUCCAGGAGGAGGUUCGCGGCAAAACCGCCGAAGCGCUUAUCGCCGGCGCCCAGGCUAUCAUCAAACACGCCGAGGCCGACCUCAAGCGGCACAAGGAGGCCGGGCAUGUGGUCGAGCAGAUCGAGCACGAGAUUAAGGCCCUCCACGAGUUGGUCAAGGAGUUGGAGACCCUGGAGAAGGGCAAACACGUGCCCCCGGAAAAGGUGUUCGAGGUGGAGAUCCGUAUGCUCACGCACGCCAAUCACUUGUCGAUGGAGGUGCUCGUGCUGGACCACCAGCACAAGGAGUUGUCGCCACGAUUGCCCGAGGCACUUAUCCAAACAGCCCGAGCUAUUAUACUGAGAGCCGAGAUCGACAUCCACCGGCAUAAGGGUAGGGGAAAGUUGGUGCACGUGAUGGAGGCCGAGGUGUCGCACGUGCGGGCCCUGGAAGUGGAGCUUUUGUUGCUCGAGAAGGGCAAACACGUGGACACCCAGAAGGGUUUCGAGAUUGAAUUGGCCUUGCUGCAACACGAGUACAACUUGCUGGAGGAGUCCCUGCGACUGGAACUGGACCCCAGCGUCAUAGUGGAGAAAUCCGCGGCACCCGAGCCCACCCUCCCGGAG